Perca flavescens (yellow perch) is the source of this 2476-nucleotide messenger RNA. Its product is annotated as calcineurin B homologous protein 3-like. The record is from RefSeq and is a predicted model, not a curated record. Gene Ontology annotation, molecular function: calcium ion binding. Bases 1154 to 1813 code for a protein of 219 amino acids. The transcript has 8 exons. NCBI's taxonomy places the organism in Eukaryota, Metazoa, Chordata, Actinopteri, Perciformes, Percidae.
UGUAAUGGAGAGGUUUACAGCCAGUGUACAGUAUUUUCAGAAACUGAGGAUUUGGUGUAACAAGAAAUGAUUCACAAUAGUUUUAUACCACAUUCAGGUUGCCGUGCAGGUAUGGAAGUAUUUAUUUGAACAUUUCAAGGUAUGGAAAAAUGUUAAAAGAAACCACAAAGUCUUGAAACAUGCAGCAAAGAGUGUUACUGUUUUGAUACACGCAUCUAAAUACUACAGAGUAUUUAUUGUGAAAACUAUGAAGACUAUGAAGGGAUAUGGACUAGGUAAUGGGUCAUUAUCCAGGAUACAGGAUCCUCAAAUCCAGUCACGAAGUUGAGUUUGGAAAAAGGCAUGGAAACUCAAAAUAGCAAACAAGUAUACACCUUGAAGAAACGGGAAUGUAGACUUGAAGUACACAGUUAAGUGGAUGAGUAAGUUCAGGAUGGGUAUCCCAGGUACUGUAAAUGUUCUUCUACCUAGAACAAGGAAUGCUCCUUUACCCAGAGCUCCCUGCACCCAGCACCAGUCAAAUAUAAGCCCCCAGCAUUUAGUCCAAACCCUAAGUUACAGUGCCACACAAAAGACUAUAAAGAAGAUACUUUGUAAAUUAACUUCUACUUUUAAUUCCCCAUCUUUUAUCACUUUCAUGCACUUAACGAAAGUUUAACUUUCAAAUUUGUAGAUCACCUUGUUUGUUUCCCUGUGUAUUUACAAGUGAAACAUGUAGGAUGUCAUGACUCAUCAGUGUUGAGGUGUUAAUGGAAAAACAAAAGAAGAAUCGAUACGGACACCACUGACUUGAAACAGAAAUGACACUGAGCUUUGAGGAAACAACAAAAAAAUAAAGCGUUUCAAAUUUUUUUUCUAGCUUCUCUCUGAUUUAUUUUACUGAGCUAAGUUGAGCAUUUCUUAACUAAUGUAGGCUAAUGCACAAUCAUGAUUUACUGCAGAAGACUGAAGAGAAACCGGAAGACAGCAGGUCCUUUUAUCCACAGGAUGCAUAGAUUUAGGACUUUGAGGAUGCCAGAUGUUUCCAGGACGCCAGCAGCAGCCUAUAGUUUCACUAACCAGCCGAAAGCAUCGCGAUAAAUCAGCGGCAGCACAGAAAAGUUGAGCUCGGCGAACCAGAUUAUGCGCCCUGACGCACCCUGGAACAGCAGCGAUGGGAGCUUCACAGACGCGCACCGAGAAGUACCAGGAUCUGGCGGAUAAAACUGGAUUUUCACUGGAGCAGAUUGAAAACCUUCACAAAAGAUUCCAGCGGCUGAGUAAUAAUGAACAGACAAUAAGUAGAGAACAAUUGGACAGCAUACCGUCCCUUGACUACAACCCAAUCAAAAAGCAAAUUAUUGAAGCAUUCUUCGAUAAAAGGAACCAGCAUCAGAAUGAGGUGGGCUCCUACGAAGAGAUUGGCUUCGAGCAGUUCCUCAUGGUCAUGUCCCACUUCCGCCCUCCAUCCUUGACGACAACAGAGGAGGAGAAGGAAACUAUGAGAAAAGAGAAGCUUCGCUUCCUGUUCAACAUGCACGACACAGGCAAUGAUGGCACCAUCACUCUGGUGGAGUACAGGAAGGUAGUAGAGGAGCUUCUGUCAAAGAGUGGAGACAUCGAGCAGGAAACUGUCAAGGCGAUAGCAGAUGCCGCCAUGUUGGAGGUGGCGAGCACAAAUGUGCCCCACAUGGCCCCAGAUGAGUUCUAUGAAGGAAUUACGUUUGAGCAUUUUCAACAGAUUUUAAAAGGGCUUGAAAUGGAGACCAAGAUGUACAUUCGCUUUCUGGAUGUAGACACACCAACAUUGCGUUGUGGGAAUUCAACCUCUUGAAGUUGUUCUUGUAAAGAAAUGUUUAUGUUGCUGCAGUUUUUUGCAGAGUCUCUCCAGUCCUUAAAUGGAAUAAAGCCAAACACUAGAUGUACACUAAUAUAUUUUUGGGUGGAGGAAAAUAAUUAUAGACCUAUUACCAUGUAAGAUUUGUAUACAGAUUAGUCUGGAAGUGUUGUUUAUUCAAUUUUAAAGCAGUGUGAUCCUAGUAGUAAGUGUCACAUAUUUGAUAUAAAAAUGUGUUUCCCAUCUUUUGCCACACUCCUAUUCAUUGUUAUCAGGUUUUAAACUAACACGCUACCUCUCCAAAACUUCAUCUAACCAGCAUGUAAUGUAAAGGGUGCUUUGUACUUUAAUCUAAAGGUUCAUGUGGUAGAUAAAGUCAGUCAUGCUCAGGGCUGCUCUGGCAUCCAUGUCAGGGCCAACAUCCAAAGAGUGAGACUGCAGGCACAUACCAUUCCUCUGCAGCUCCAGAAUACUUACAGGUUUAAUUUCUGGGCCUGUGAGAGUCUGUGUAACCAGACACUGCUGUUCUGCAUUUGAAAAUCUACUAUUUUUGACCACUGCCGAGUAAAUCUAACCCUUUCCCUGAGAUACAUUAUUACUGAUUUUGUACUGAAUUGUAUUAAUGAAAGAAAUCAAUUAAAGACCACAUGAUAAAACCAA